Molecule: messenger RNA, 2002 nt
Organism: Podospora pseudocomata
Lineage: Eukaryota; Fungi; Ascomycota; Sordariomycetes; Sordariales; Podosporaceae
Exons: 3
Coding region: 663-1745 (360 amino acids)
Cellular component (GO): eukaryotic translation initiation factor 3 complex; eukaryotic 43S preinitiation complex; cytoplasm
Molecular function (GO): metallopeptidase activity; protein binding; translation initiation factor activity
Source: RefSeq, a predicted model, not a curated record
AUCACUGACGAAUUGCGAGAUGAGCCACAAGACGUGGGGGAGCGUGGGAUGGGUUGGUGUUUUGUCAAAUCACCGGUCAGUGCUCGAAUUUCGUGACCAUUUGCGAAUCCCUCCCCUAAACAACGACACCUCCAGAACCCUCAGCUUCCCAUUCAGGGAGAUAGAUGGAUGUAUAGGUAGCCAGGUCAAACUUGGAACUUUCUUGCUAGUUGUGCUGGCUUCGUCGAACUUAUCUUUAUGUUUCGCUCCUUCUUGUGUUGGUAUACGCGGCUACGAGCAGUGCUCUUCUGGUGCUCCUCAAAUUGGCAGUGGGCUGUUAACGAUGUGGAUGGGUGGGUCGGGCUACAAUGACCCACACUGUGUCCGCAACCUCUUGGCAAUUUGGGGUGGAGAAGUCAGGCUGCAAGCGUCCCAAGGCUUCGCAUGCGCCACAUAUAGCGGGACAUAAGCCACACCAGACCCUUUGACAAAGUUUUCUGCUCCCCGUUUCGCCCUUUCAAGCCACCUCGACGCCAGCUUGCCCACAAACUAGCGAGAUUUCCCAGAAACCUCGUGAAAAGUUGCUGGCAGUCUUCCUCAGCAUCGGACCCAAGUACGAACGGACACACGCACGUCUUCCCAACCCCCGAUCCGCCGAUCUCAUUGCCGACUCAGACUUCACCAUGGCCGACGUACAAAAAGAUGUGCCGUUCAAAUCGGCCCAGGUCGAGGCGCUCGUAGUAAUCAAGAUUGUCAAGCAUUGCUCUGCCAGCUUUCCCACUACAGCUACCGGUUCCUUGGUGGGCAUGGACAACGACGGUGUCCUUGAGAUCACAAAUGCCUUUCCCUUCCCCACGGUCGAUGUUGCGAAUACCGACGGCCACCAGAACGAUGCAUCAAGCCUCGCCGCCGCCGCCCCCCGCGCAAAGGCCAAUAUCGCCUACCAGAACGAGAUGAUCAAGCACUUGAAGGAGGUCAACGUGGAUGCUAACAACGUCGGCUGGUACACCAGUGCCACCAUGGGCAACUUUGUCUCCCUCAACUUUAUUGAGAAUCAAUACCACUAUCAGCGCGACAACGACAAGACUGUCGCACUCGUUCAUGAUGUCAGCAGGAGCUCGCAAGGAGCGCUCAGCCUGCGCGCAUUCAGACUCUCACCCGAGUUCAUGGCCGCAUACAAGGAGGGCAAGUUCACAACAGAGAGCCUGCAAAAGUCCAAGUUGAGCUUCAAGGACAUCCUUGUGGAAGUCCCUGUCAUCGUUCACGACUCUCACCUCCUCACCACAUUCCUGCACCAGAUGCCCACCCUCCCCGAGACCGCCGAGGUUCCGCUUCCCACGUCGCUAAACGACAUUUCUCGUGACCCUGCCAGAUUACCCGCGAACCCAUCUUUCGACGCCCUUGAUCUGUCGAUUGACCCUUUUCUCGAGAAGACAUGCGAUCUUCUCCUCGACAGUAUCGAAGCCCAUUACACCGAUCUCAACAACCACCAGUACUAUCAGCGUCAGCUGACGCGCGAGCAGUUUAAGAUCACUCAAUGGCAGACAAAGCGCAAGGCGGAAAAUGCUGCCCGUGUUGCGGCGAAGCAGGCUCCUCUCCCCGAGGACGAAUGGCAAAGACUGUUCAAGCUGCCACAAGAGCCCAGUCGGCUCGAGGGCAUGCUGAAUGCGCGACAGGUUGAGCAGUACAGCAAGCAGGUGGAUGGGUUUACAGCUGCAAUUACCUCCAAGAUGUUUGCUGUCCGGGGAAAUUUGCUGCCUGAGUGAGGGCAGACAUGUGCAUGGUGUGCGUGAAAGGGGGUUUGACGAGCGUUGGCGGGUAUUCUCGACUGCAUUAGGUCUGGCGUUCCGGGUUAUGGGCAUCUUUUCUGAUUGCUUAGUUUCCGGGCCAGCCAUGCUGUCCAUUUGCUUAAUGGAAAUUUUCUGGGCCGAGAGUGAACUAGAGACACCAGGGCGAAAGGCAACUAGAUAGGAGGGCCUGCGUUAGGCGUGGAUAAAUAAACACCAACAGUACCACAAUACCC